AUGGUCACUUCUACUACUGCCAUCGGUAAUAAUGAUAAUACCAAAGUAAUGUCCUCUAUUACAGCACAUUUUUGGCCAAAUGUUAAAGGUCAACUGACUACAGGUAAUAAUAACAUUAAUACAGCGAGCAGUGGUUACUAUAUUGAUUCAGAGAUUGAUUCAAACUCGUUUUUACCAGUAAAGCCAUCAACGAGUACCAAAUACACUGAGGAGGGAUGUGAGCUUCCCAAGAUAGAGAUUCUUCCAGAAGAAACAAAUCAGAAUGUGUCAUCAUCAAGUGAUAAUUUGCAGUUUACUGGCCGAAUACAAAAUCGGACAAAUUUUUGCAAGCCUAAGCAUCUGAAUAACUUUAAUGAUGUGAACAAAAAUUAUAUACCGGUAAUAGCAUCAAACAAUGGAAGAUCUCGAAGUGAAAGUCGAACAUUCCAAGCGCAGAAUCCGUCAAUGACAGUGCCGAAGAAAGCACUUUCAAUGGAUGCAGUCAAUGUUCAUUCAAAUUCUCUAUAUCUAAUGGAAGCUCUAGAAACUCUCGGAGAUGUACAGCCUCGUGUGGCUCGAUCAAUCCCGAAACAUGCUGCCGUUAAUACCGAGAAAUUUGCAGCGCAUUCUUUAGAUAAUUGCUUGUUCGAUGCAACUGUAUAUGAUGCCAUGCUGUAUGAUUCACUUAAGGUUCGUUCCUUGGAAUUACAAUUUAUGAGGGUUUUCAUGACUUUAUUAGCUUAA
Molecule: messenger RNA, 723 nt
Organism: Thelazia callipaeda (thelaziosis nematode)
Lineage: Eukaryota; Metazoa; Nematoda; Chromadorea; Rhabditida; Thelaziidae
Source: the annotation of a GenBank genome assembly